Messenger RNA from Exophiala oligosperma, 919 nucleotides. RefSeq lists its product as uncharacterized. Lineage: Eukaryota; Fungi; Ascomycota; Eurotiomycetes; Chaetothyriales; Herpotrichiellaceae. The record is from RefSeq and is a predicted model, not a curated record. The coding region runs from base 260 to 919 and encodes 219 amino acids. The transcript has 2 exons. Gene Ontology annotation, molecular function: acyltransferase activity, transferring groups other than amino-acyl groups.
CGUCUUCGUAUCGUGUCCGUCCAGCAACCACUUUCGCUUCCACUCCGAGUAGAAAUUGGAACGAAAACGUUAUCAAGUCACUGCCAACCGCUCUUCAACACUGACUAUCUACUGUGUAUGCUUUGUGCCUAGCUGAGCUAGUGAGAAACAUUGCUGGCUGGAAAGUGUGCUAAUUCAUAAAGCCUCACUCCAACCACUCCGAGCUGAAUGGGUACAGGAAGCACAGUAGAAACAGGACUGGGUUGUUCAAGUGAUCAACAUGCCUGCCUUUGUGCUACUCCCUGCAUCUCCUUCAGACCUGGAGUCUAUCGUUCGACUCCAGUUUAAAGCCUGUGCCGACGAUCAAGGCUUUCCAGUCAUUUUCCCCAAGGGCGCCUCCCUGUCUUCCAUUACACACUUGGUGCAUUCAUACGAAAACGAUAUGGAAAAUGAUCCCACGUGCUUCAUCAUGAUAGUCAAGGAGGCAAUGUCAGGUGAAAUCGUCAGCUAUGCUGUGUGGCAUUUCUAUCCGCCCAGAUCGCAAGAAGAGAUCGACCUGGAGAUGCUGGUCGAAAACAUCCCACUUCCUAUCGACGCAAAUCAAGAGCUUGGAAAUAGAUUGAUCCGUGAAAGCACUAGAAAGCGACACGAAGUCGUGGCGGCGACGAUUGGACCUCAAAGGGCCUAUGCUUUCCUAGCUGCACUGGGUACAAGUCCUCGAUUCCAGAGGCAAGGAGCAGGGUCCUUACUAAUCACUUGGGGCCUGGAGAGAGCUGAUGAUCGGGGCCUUGCUACGUAUGUAGAAGCAUCUCCCGGCGCCUUGAAACUGUAUGAGAAUCAUGGCUUCCAUGAGGCCAGCCGAUUGAAGCUGGACAUGGCACCAUGGAAAGAAGGCAACUAUUUCAAUACGUGUAUGGUUCGGGAGCCGACGACAAGCUGA